UUCUUUUACAGCAACCAAUGAGCAUUGGUUUUUCCAUUGUAUCCAUAAUAACCAAAUUUUCAAUUGCUUUUCUUUACGAUACAUAAACAAUACUAUUAUUUAUUACUAUUUACUAUUAAUACAAAUCAAUAUUACAUUUAUUACAUUUUCUAUACAAAAAAAUAUUUAUCAAAAUGGACGAAUUUUAUUUGACGUCACAAAUAUCGAAAGUCAGUUCGAUCAUAUGAUUCACUUGACGCAUACGCAUAUAUGUAGUUUGUUUAGUUGAACAAAAAGUCUGACGAAAAAUAGAUGAAAAAUACGAGUUCAAAUAUCAAAAAUAAAAAAAUAUUGUUCAUUUUUUCCAAAUAUUGAAAUAACAUUGCAUUUAUUGAUAUGUGUCUUAAGUGUGUGUAAAAUAAAUUUUUUCUUUUACUUAUACUUAACCUCCCGUCAUCGUUGUUGUUGUGUAAAUAAAAUUGCGGAGUACAACUCAAUAAGAACAAAAAAUCAGAUAAUAUAUAUGGCGGCGGAAGAGAUAAAUUGUAAUACAACAAUAACCUCUUCAGAAGACGCAAAACAAUCUGUAACUAGUACAUCACAACAUGCAGAAACAAAUAAAGAGCAAAACACUGUUAGGCCAAAUGAACAGACAAGUCGUCCCAAUAAUUUACAAAGAAUUCAACAAAGAAAGCAGCAAAUGUUUAAUUGGCCACAAUUAAAGAAGUUAUUAAAAUUAGCUACUUAUAGUGCCUGUCAGGUUGUAGACUGUAAAUGUACUGGUUGGAAAAAUGCGCAACCUUUAACGAAAUCAUCUAAAAAUGAGGUACAACAAGCUGUUACUAAUCUCUUUGACCCGUGCAAAAGUUGCACUCACAUUUUGAAAAGUCAUAUUACUCAUUUACCAACUCAGUCAGACGAAGAAAUUAAUAAAUUAUUGGGUAUGGUGAUUGAUGCUGAUAAUAUAUUUAUGGGCAUACAUAGAGAAGAAGACCCAGAUACAAAAAAAGUAUAUUAUUAUUUAUAUAAGCUUCUAAGAAAAUGCAUACUAUCUAUGACAAAACCAACAAUAGAAGGUCCUUUAGGUCAACCACCAUUUGAAAGGCCCAGUAUAGCAAAAGCAGUGAUGAAUUUUGUUUUAUAUAAAUUUGGUCACUUAUCUCAAAGAGAAUGGCAAGCUAUGUGCGAUAUGGCAAAAAUGUUUUUACAUUGCUUGAAUCAUUGGAAUUUUGAAGCACCUAGUACUAGAAAAGCAACAGUCAAUAGUGACGAAGCACCAGCUUACAAAAUAAAUUAUACACGAUGGCUUGUCUUUUGUUAUGUACCUGCAUUUUGUGACUCUUUACCUCAUUAUGACACACCAUUAGUAUUUGGUAGAACUUUGUUACAAGCUGUCUUCAAACCAGUGUGUAGACAAUUAAUGGAUAAAUGUCACAAUGAAAGAGACAAAAUAACCCCUGAAAAAAGAGUUCUUGUCUUGACACAUUUUCCAAAAUUUCUUUCUAUGCUGGAAGUAGAAAUUUAUUCAGACAAUUCUCCAAUUUGGGAUCCUGAAUUCAAGCAAGUACCUCCUUCACAUUUACAAGUUAAUUUAGAGCCAAAAGGAAGUCAAGGAAGGAGAACAGGGGAAUUUGAAAAAGUUACAGUUGUUCCAAAUGACAAAGACAAUUUUACAACAAUAAACAUAAGCCCAGGAAUUAAAAAACUUCAUGAAAAAAGACCACAUUCUGAAAGUCGAUUAGAUGCAAAAAGACGAAAAAACGAAGAAUCUUUUGAAGAUCUACCUGAUGAAACUGUUGCAGAAAUUGUUGCGACUAUUAACGAUCCUAAUUACAUGUGUGGACCCGAUGCUGUAUUUCCACCAAAUGUACCACGAGACGAAACCGCGAAAAUAGAAGAAAGUAGAAAAAUUAUUGAAUUUCAUGUUGUAGGAAAUAGUUUGACACAACCAGUUUCAAAACAAACAAUGCUUUGGUUGAUUGGUUUGCAUAAUGUUUUCAGCCAUCAGUUACCCAGAAUGCCAAAAGAAUACAUAUCUCAAUUAGUUUUUGAUCCGAAACAUAAAACUUUAGCUUUAAUAAAAGAUGGACGUCCUAUUGGUGGUAUUUGCUUCCGCAUGUUUCCAACUCAAGGUUUUACAGAAAUAGUAUUUUGUGCAGUAACAAGUCAAGAACAAGUAAAAGGAUAUGGUACACAUCUAAUGAAUAUGCUUAAAGAUUAUCAUAUAAAAAAUAAUAUAUUACAUUUUCUGACAUUUGCGGAUGAAUUCGCUAUUGGCUAUUUUAAAAAACAAGGCUUUAGCAAAGACAUAAAGUUACCACGUGCAAUGCACCAAGGAUAUAUUAAAGACUACGAAGGUGCUACGUUAAUGCACUGUGAAUUAAAUGCUAAAAUUGUAUAUACAGAAUUCACAGCGGUUAUAAGAAAACAGAAAGAGAUCAUUAAAAAAUUAAUUCAGCAAAGGCAACAAGAAAUUCAAAAAGUUCAUCCAGGUUUAACAUGCUUUAAAGAAGGGGUAAGAGGUAUACCAGUAGAAUCUAUUCCUGGAAUACGUGAAACUGGAUGGAAAAGUUAUGCUCAAACUAGAACAAGGGGUGUAGCUAAAGGAACUCAAGGGCCAGAACCAAUGGAAGCAUGUUUAGACAUUACAGAUUCAUUGUACAAUGCACUCAAAAAUGUACUAAAUAGUGUGAAAAAUCAUAGUGCAGCUUGGCCGUUUUUAAAACCAGUAGAUAAAAAUGAUGUACCUGAUUAUUAUGAUCACAUAAAAUAUCCAAUGGAUCUUAAAACUAUGACAGAUCGUUUAAAAGCUAGAUACUAUGUAACUAGAAGAUUAUUUAUAGCCGACAUGACACGAAUUUUUACAAACUGUCGCUUAUACAAUAGCCCUGACACCGAAUAUUAUAGGUGUGCUAAUGCUCUCGAAAAAUAUUUUCAAACUAGAAUGAAAGAAAUCGGACUCUGGGACAAAUAAAAUCUUUGUUAGAUUUAUUAAAGUAAAAAUAUUAUUUGAAUAAAAAUUAACUCUUCAUAUAAAUUCAAAUUUUAAACCAUCAAACAACGCUAAUGUACAUUAAUUGUUUAAGGCAAUGAUUUUUUUUCGUAAAAUCAAUAUUAUUUAUUUUUGAAUAUAACUAGCAUAUAUUUGAAAUUUUCAAUUAACAAAUUGAAAUUGUGGCAAUGUCGUCGUUGAUGCCACUAAUUUUGAAAAAUCUGUGGUGAAGGAUGAACUUACUCAUCUAUUUUUAAAUAUUUUUAUUAUAGUUAUCAUAUUAAGGUAGGAAUAUAGGAGUUGUACAUUUUUAAAUAAAUAUCUCUGUAUACUAUUAAAGGAUUGUAAAAACACAUAUUAGUUUUAUUAGAAUAAAAAGUGUUAAGAGAAAAUGAUGAGUUUAUAAACUGUUUUCAGCAUUUCACUUUGCAAUUAUUCUAUCGAACAAUGAUUUUAAUUAUCAAUUCUACUAUUAAUAAUUAUAAAGUAACACGACACAAAUAUUUAAAUGUGAAAACUGUAAUUCUGUAAAUCAUAUUUUUAUUGAUAAUACAUUCUUAAUUACUUUUUUUUUUUACAAUGAGAUGAGAUGUAAUUAUGCAUCAAACAUUAUUCGUAUGAAAUAAAUAAACUUAUGUUUAUUUUAAAAUUAUACUCAAUAUUAUGUACACUUUAGUAUAUUUAAGGCAGAUCUGAACUUAAAAUGGAAAUAUCUCCCUUAAAAAUAUCUAUUACAUUUACACGAUACAAUAUGCAUCCACUGGUAUGGAGGAGGAAAAUUCUUUAAUGUACACAUAUUAAAAAUAAUAAUUUAUAGUUUCAGUCAUACAUUUAUAUACUACAAUAACAUAAACUAAUUUUCGAUUAGACGAAUGAAUAUAUUUACAAAUUUUUAGUACCAUACACAUCAAGUUCUUUGUAAUGUUCACUCAUUUAGAAAACUAACAGUUCUUAUGGACGGUAAAUCAUCUAUCCUGUCUCCUUAUCGUUAGAUAAAAUUAAAUAAUAAUUAAAAUCAUACUUCUCCUAACUUUGAUAUAGUAUUCCUCAUAUUAUUAUAAUAAUUUUACGUACACGAGUUAGCAUGAAUGUGAUUACUAACACAAAAAGACAGAUUUAUAAUUUACACAUUGUUUGAAUAAAGUUAACAUUUUUGUGUGACAUUAUUUAAAUUCAUUGAGCAGAUAAAUUGUACAAAAAUGGUAUACAUAUUUAUUUUUAUCUCACAUAUUUUCUGUUUAUAACAAUGAUAAUUAAAUACACAAAUGCGCGUAUUUUGAUAUAAUAAUGUAUAAGGGUAACAGAUGAAUCACUUCUUCAAAUGAUUCAUCCUUAUCGUGACUAUAAAAAAAAACAGGUUGAUAUCAUUUAAUAGCUAUAGAAAAUUGUCAUUAAAUGAAAUAAUGAAAAGAAAAAGAAAUUCAAGAUAAAAAACCGAAGAUUGUGAUUGAUUGGAGCUACACAAAAUCCACAAUUAUGUGAUAUGGUUCUACAUAAUAUCAUUUUAUAACAUACUACUUAACAUUAUAUCUUCUUAGUACAUUUUUUACUCUAAUCUUUAUACAAUCAGUGGCAAAAAAUAAAUGUAAUUUUAAAUAGUACAGUAAUCACUUUGUACAAUUUUAGACAAGUUUCAGGUAUGCGAAAUAAACAUUACCGACAAUUAACGUUUUAUCAAACUUAACAGUACAUUAGUACAAAUAAAACAACCGGCACCAAUUAUAACAAAAUUUAACAAUCAAAAUAUAUAGAAAUUAUCACGGUUAACACCGAAUCGCCAAGAAUAUAAAAAGUUCUAUGAUCUAAAAUCCGGUAUAUCGUAUAUGUAUUAAAAAAAAAAAAAAAGGAAAAGAAAAAAAAAGAAAAACAAAACCAAAAAAAAAACAAAAAAAAAGUAUAAUAAAAAUGUCUUUGGUGCCUCCAUUCUAUAUAGCAAAAUAUAACACGUAAAAAAAUGUGGUGGGGAGUCAAUAUUAUUAAUAAUGAGUUUAAAAUUGAUGCAUAAAAAAAAAUUUUGCCAAAAUAAAGUUUAUCUCCUAGAUGUUUUUCUUCUUCCUGUAGACCUUUUAGGACAUCGACUUUUUGUUCGAACCAUGUGAGUCCAGGGUAAGGAAAAUUCACUAAAAUAAAAAAUUGAUGUAAUAUUUA
This is a messenger RNA of Vespa velutina, 5119 nucleotides long. RefSeq names its product histone acetyltransferase KAT2A (gene KAT2A). The transcript has 5 exons. Gene Ontology annotation, cellular component: nucleus; histone acetyltransferase complex. The record is from RefSeq and is a predicted model, not a curated record. Gene Ontology annotation, biological process: chromatin remodeling; positive regulation of transcription by RNA polymerase II. Gene Ontology annotation, molecular function: protein binding; histone H3 acetyltransferase activity. NCBI's taxonomy places the organism in Eukaryota, Metazoa, Arthropoda, Insecta, Hymenoptera, Vespidae. The coding region runs from base 503 to 2953 and encodes 816 amino acids.